Petromyzon marinus (sea lamprey) is the source of this 2058-nucleotide messenger RNA. The record is from RefSeq and is a predicted model, not a curated record. Lineage: Eukaryota; Metazoa; Chordata; Hyperoartia; Petromyzontiformes; Petromyzontidae.
GGUCACGUGUGUGGCGUGCCGGUGGUAGCGGUGGUGGUGCCGGUAGCCGCCACGGCCGCACUUGCCCCAGCAGCCGCACGCGAGCUACCUGGGAGAGGGCGGGGAGUUGCGGCUUUACCUGUGUGGCAUUACACGUGUACAGGUGUGAGGUGUUUGAGCCUGCUCCUGGGCCUACCACAGGUGCGCUCCGCCUCCCCUCGGACAAGUCGCGUGUCCUGUGUGACGAGAGUCCAGUCUGGGGAGAGACGAUGGCUGAGAAGGAUGUGAACGGGCCACCCGUGUCUCUGAGCGAGUCGACGCGUCUCUGCUCUGUGGCACUGGACCUGUUCUUCAGCAACCACUUCACAGAGGCAGCAGAUGCACUAAAACCCAGUGUCUCCACCAGUAUGUACCAUGCCCUGGUCUUUGGCACCAUCACCAACAUGCAGGCCAUGUUGACGUUUGACCCAGUCAACAUGGAUUCUGCCAACCGGGCCCUGAAGCAAGCACUGGAUGUGUGUGCAAGGUUCCGCAGAAAGAGCUCCGUCGUUGACUCCAUCUCCAGCCUCGUCUCCCGGACAGACGAGCAGCUCACAGAGGAGGAGCUCCAUGCUGAGAUUUGCUUUGCUGAAUGCCUCCUGCAGAAGGCCUGCCUCACAUUCAUACAGGAUGAGAAUAUGAUCAACUUCAUCAAAGGAGGAAUUAAAGUUCGACAGAGCUACAACAUUUACAAGGAAUGCCAGCAGAUGCUCGCUCUUCCCUGCGUCAUGGCUGGAGAAAAUGUCUCUGAGUUUGAGGGCGGAGUUCACCUGGGGACUGGAACCUUUAACCUGAUUCUGUCCAUGGUUCCAACGCGGAUUCUGAAGCUCCUCGAAUUCAUUGGUUUCUCCGGUAACAAGGGGGUGCCUGAAUUGCAUGGAACCAACAGGUUACCAUUGCAGGAAGUGGCGCUGUCCCAGCUGAGAGAAGGAGCCGUGGGGAUGACGCUCCGCUCGUGUCUGUGUGCAAUGGGGCUCCUUUGCUACCACACAUUCAUCAGCUUCGUCCUCGGCACUGGGGAAGGAGAUGUCACAGAAGCAGAGGAGAUCCUGAGGCCGUACCUACAGAGAUACCCUAAUGGAGCUAUUUUCCUGUUCUUUGCUGGAAGAAUUGAAGAGAUCAAAGGGAACAUCCCAGAGGCCAUGAUGAAGCUCCAAGAGUGUGUGAGCUCCCAGUCGCUGUGGCCCCAAUUCCACCACAUGUGUUACUGGGAGCUCAUGUGGUGCCUCACGUUCCGCAUGCAGUGGCUCGAAGCCUUCCACUACGCAGAUCUUCUGGCACAGCAGAACAACUGGUCCAGGGCCACAUACGUGUACAUGAAGGCUGCGUUCCUCACCAUGGCCUCACCAGCGGAGAAGCGGAUGGUGAGGGAGAGCGAGGAGGACUUAUACCGGCAGGUGUCCACGUUGAGGCAAAAGCUGGCUGGCAAGUCUCUGCCCACGGAAAAGUUUGCAGUGCGGAAGGCUCGACGCUACCAGAGCACACGGAGUACUCACGGGCUGGUGCUACCCGCUCUGGAGAUGAUGUACAUGUGGAAUGGCUUCACCAUUGUGGGUCGGGAGCCAGCGCUCACCACCAGCAUGCUCACCCUCAUCACAGAUACAGAGGAGUCGCUCACCGGAGGCGGUGAAUAUGCAGUGGACGACACCUGUUUGCUACUCCUGCUCAAGGGGGUGUGCCUGAAACAUCUCGGACGACUUUCCGAGGCCGAGGAGGCGUUCAUCCAAAUCCACGCUCAGGAGAAGCGCCUGCGUCAUGAUCAAUAUUUGGCACCUAACGCAAUGUUUGAGUUGGGAUUCCUCCUCAUGGAACACGGCGGUGAUGAGCGGAGAUCGGAGGCUCGCAGACUCCUGGAAAACGCCAGGACUAACUACAAGAAGUACUCUCUGGAGUCGAGGCUGCAUUUCCGGAUCCACGCUGCACUCAACGCCCUGAAGCGUCGCGACGAAGGAGAUCGGACGUCAUAGGCGUGUCACUGUGGGUGUCACUGUGUGUGUCACUGUGUGUGUCACUGUGUGUGUGUCACUGUGUGUGUCACUG